GCAGACGCUGGAAGGACACAAGGGUGAGCGGCCAAUUCCCCAAUUCAAAGCAAGAUACAAUAAUAGCUAUAUGUAUUAUAUAUUACAUUAUAUUUUAUAUGUGCUAUUACAUCCAUCUACCAUACAUACAUGAUCACAACAACCAAACCAAACCAAAAACUAUAAAAGACCUAUGCUAUGGUGUCUGACUUGAUUCUUAUUUUCCGUCCGUUCGCAGACAGCUGCUGUUGCAACCACGGCGGCCGAUGCACCUGCUCGCACAAGAAGGAGCCGUCCCUCGACACGGUGCCGGAGUCCGACUCGGAAGCGGAGGUGGAAGUGCUGCUGCAGUCCACGACGAAGCCGAGAGCGACGACCCGCCGACGGCGCACCAACACGACGCACUCCGAGCCCAUCCUCAGCUUCGACGAGAACGGCCACCACAAGCCCGCGCAGCGCCACACCAAGGCCUCCCAGAAGAGCGGCCCCUACUCCGUCACCCGCGCCUCCAACAACAACAACAACAACUCCUCCUCCGCCUCCUCCGCAUCCAUGCACCGCACCACGAGCGCCAGCAGCCUCGGCACGAAGUCCUCCUCCGUCGGGCGCUCGCGCGCCGGCUCCUCCUCGUCGCCGGACCGCCACGCCGCGCGGCUAACCAAGUCCGCGCAAGCCUCGCCCUCCAUCGAGAGCACCUCGUCCUCGUCCUCGUCGUCCUCCUCCUUCCAACAGCUAAACGGCCAGCUGCCGCCACUAGAUCUGUCAGCGAUCCGGUAUCCGGACUACGCGUCGACGUCGUCGUCGUCGUUCGACCUGUUCAGCGGGAUCUCGGACUACGAGCCGCCGAUGUUCAGCGCGGGGCUGAGCGCCGCCUCCGUCGACUGGGCGCAGUACGACGGGCUGGAGCUCAAGGGCGCCGACGGCCUGACGCCCUCGAGCUUUGACCAGACGCAGUCGUACAUGGGGCUCGACUUCGGCGGUAGCGGUAGCGGUAGCGGCAGCGGCGCCGGCGCGUCCGGGUCCGCGACCGAGCCGACGCUCACCUCGAACUCGGGCGACGUGUCCGAGACCGAGGACUUCAUGUCCGCGUUCAGCGGGGAGCCGCAGUUCGACACGACGGCCGGGUUCCGGGGCGCGGGGAGCUACCUGGGGAUGUCGGCGUCGUCGUCGUGCGCGGCGGCGGCGGCGGCGGCGGCGCAGCACCAGCACCCUGGCGCGGCAGACCUCAACAACCUCGACUUCGACCAGUUCAAGGGCACGGCGGCGGCGAGCAAGCUGCUCGCGACGCAGCACGCGUCGGCAUCCUUCGCGGACGACAGCAGCAGCUCCGUCUUCCCGUCGCUCGUCGACGAGGACUCCUACUGGGGCAUGAACAACUUCACCGACGGCAUCACGCACUCCCCGGAUCCGCUGGUCUCGGGCAUGUGGGAUACCGCGUAAACGGAAAAGCCCCAACAACAAAAUCUCCGGUACAUAUAUAUAUAUAUGUGUGUGUGUGUGUGGUGGUGGGAUGCUACUCAAGAAACCUAGCAAACCACAACAGCCAGCCACACACACGCUUCUACGACCCAGUUCGAUCGAAAUUUCAAAUCAAAGCUACGGGGGAAACAGUGAACGAAUGAAAGAAACUCAACAAAAUCUACGCACAAAAAAAAAAAGAGAAAAAAAAACUUCAAUCUGAACUAAAGCUAAACUAGAUAUACAUACAUAUAUAUAUAACUACCACUACGUUAACCUGACUUUGCAUGCGGGAAAGAAAAAAUCACGGCGAGACAGAGAGAGAGAGACAGAGAGAGGGAGAGAGAAGGGGGCGCUUUGGGUUGGGUUAUGACAAUCAAACCAAAAAAAAACCACACACUGGCAGGUUCCAAAUUAUAAUGGCAAUUCGGAAUUUCCAGAAAGCGGGUUUUCCAUCCAUCGUUUUGUCAUCAUCUUUCUUGUUACUUUUUUUUUUUUUUUUUCUGCUUUUCUUUUCUCGUUACAUAUACUAUAUAAAUAUACACAUAUAUACAUAGGUAUCUACUAUAUUAGGUAUGAUCUUCAAUUGUUCUUAUGGGACGGGGUGGG
Hypoxylon fragiforme is the source of this 2046-nucleotide messenger RNA. RefSeq lists its product as uncharacterized. NCBI's taxonomy places the organism in Eukaryota, Fungi, Ascomycota, Sordariomycetes, Xylariales, Hypoxylaceae. The transcript has a single exon. The record is from RefSeq and is a predicted model, not a curated record. The coding region runs from base 178 to 1419 and encodes 413 amino acids.